CUGGCUAAGACCAUAGUUGUUUUAGGGUUUAUAUUAUUUUGCUUAUAAGUGUCAGUAUGUUCAAACCAAUUUUAAUUAAUCAUCAAAUUACCCCAGACAGUAGACAACUAUUUCCGGCGCGCCAGAUAUGUGAAUUAUCGAAGAAUUUAUUUGCCGAAGAACUCUGUAGUGGCAUCCGAUUGCCGGUGGGAACUCCGGUUGUGUGUCGUUUCUGUAACAGUGACCGACAGUUCCUGUGCAAAUUGUUCACACCUUCUUUGCAAUACAUCGUAAAAAAUACGAUUUGUUAUGUGGAUCAAAGUGUGGAGGUGUCCUCUUCUUUUGUGACCACAAAGCAGCUGGUGGACUUUGAUAUCCUGGUUGUGAAGGACUUGAUCGAGAUUAAUGAAAACAUUUGUUAUUUCGACAAGGUUUCUGUAACCUUGAGUGUUGAUUGUAGUAAACUGAAUCUCGAUGUUACUAGUAAUAAAGUGGAGUUAGCUGAAUUGGUGAAAUAUUUGAUACGAACGUUCUUUUUUAGUAAAAACUGUCGAGUCCAUUUGAGUGAAAUAUCUGGUUCAAACUAUGGAAUUGCUAGUGUGACGAUUAAAAGUACUGAAGGUAGCAGUUCCUAUGGUCAAAUCGAUCGUAACACAAUUCUUUUAGUUGAAAAAAUUCUAUACACUGAUCAUCAGAGUAAAGAUUUGUUACAACUGGGAGGGUUGUUUUUUCCUAAAGUAAACAUACAAAAAUGUUUAAAUCAAACAGUAAAGGAAAAUAUGUUGUUGAUUGGGCCACCUGGUUCGGGGAAAAACUCACUAAUAGCACAACUUGGCCAAGAAGGAAAUCACCCGAUAUUCUGCAUUCGAGGAUUAAAUUUUAUCAGGUCUUACCCAGGUGAAACGGAGUUAGAGCUAAAAAAAACUUUCCAACGAAUCGAAAGAUUUGCUAGAUCUUUUGGGGAUUUAUGCAAAACAAUUUUGUUGGUAAAGGAUGUGGAAACCCUGUGUCCUAAGUUAAGUAACAAAAAAGAUGAAGAUUUAUUAAACAUCGCUAGAAUAUCUUCACAGUUUACGGCUCAACUAGAUAGAUUGCAUAAUUCUGAUAAUAAUAUUAUUGUAAUUGGAACUACUUCUAGUAUUGAAGGCUUAGAUCCGAGAAUUCGUCGUCCUUGUCGGUUUGGAAUUGAAGUUUUCAUUCGAAUGCCAUCCGAGGAACAUCGCAAGGACAUUCUUACCGUUGUGCUUGAGCGAACAGGUUUUGCUAUAGAUGCAUCUGUGUUAAAUGAAAUUAUCAAACGAACAGCUGGUUACGCAGGAUCGGAUUUAGAAUUGUUGAUUCACACGAUUCAAAGAUCCAUUGAUAGAAACCCCUCAAUCGCAUUGAUCGAAACCGUUGAUCAGUGCUUAAAGAAAAUACGACCAAAUUCGCUCCGGAAUUCUAUUGGAGUGUUAAGUUCUCUCACCAAUACGCUGGACUCAAUCGGAGGAAUGGAAACAUUGAAAAAAACGCUUCGGGUUUCAGUCCUUGGUCCACUUCAACAUCCUCAGGCAUUUCAAAGAUUUGGACUAAGUUAUCUAAAAGGUAUACUUCUCUAUGGACCUCCUGGGUGCGCUAAAACUACAAUCGCCAGAUGCCUAGCUGCUGAAUCCCGAAUGACAUUCGUUUCAGUUUCUGCUGCUGCAGUUUAUUCACCAUAUGUAGGACAAGCGGAGAAGUUAAUUACUAGACUGUUCAAUCAAGCACGACUUAGUGCCCCAGCUGUAAUUUUCUUGGAUGAAAUUGAUGCUUUGGUAGGUUGUCGCAGUAUGCAAGGAACCCGUUCAAAUGACGUUCACAUACGAGUUCUUUCGACUUUGUUAAUCGAAAUGGAUGGAAUUGGUGGAAGCUUUCAGUCAUCGAUGGCAAGCAGUGACGAUUCAAGAAACAUUUUAGUCAUUGCGGCUUCUAACCGACCGGAUAUGAUUGAUGGAGCUCUAUUAAGACCCGGUCGUAUUAAUAAGCUCAUCCACAUUCCAGCACCAGAUGUAUCGGCUCGGCUGGAAAUUUUGAAGAAAGUAUCGGCAAACGUACCUUUGGCAGAUGAUGUUUGCUUACAUCGGUUGGCAGAACAAACUGAGCGUUAUUCUGGAGCGGACUUGCGAAAUCUUUGUUCACAGGCUGCUUUGCACGCUGCUUCACUCGAUGACGAUAUUCAUCAAGUAACUAUGGCGCACUUUCAACACGUUCUACAGGAGAGCGGUCCUUCACUGACACAUGAACAAAUUGAAUGGUACUUCCAGUACGAGGCGGACCAUAAAACAUUAUGAGAUUUAACAAAAUGUCGAUCGAUCAAUCAG
Messenger RNA from Malaya genurostris, 2318 nucleotides. Its product is annotated as ATPase family gene 2 protein homolog B. The coding region runs from base 57 to 2288 and encodes 743 amino acids. The transcript has 2 exons. Gene Ontology annotation, molecular function: ATP binding; ATP hydrolysis activity. The record is from RefSeq and is a predicted model, not a curated record. NCBI's taxonomy places the organism in Eukaryota, Metazoa, Arthropoda, Insecta, Diptera, Culicidae.